Molecule: messenger RNA, 197 nt
Organism: Paramecium sonneborni
Lineage: Eukaryota; Ciliophora; Oligohymenophorea; Peniculida; Parameciidae
Source: the annotation of a GenBank genome assembly
AUGGUCUCCUUAAAUACUCUGAAUGAUUUAAAGGUAAAAUUAAUGGGGGAAAAGGACCUCUAUCUGAAAACUAAUUAUUAAAAUACUCAUUUUUAAAAGGUUAUUUUUAAGAUUAUCAAUCUUGAGAGAUACGUAAUAAUUAUUUAUAAGUUUAGUUUAUGGAAUCUUUUUUCAAAAUUUUAAGAAUAGUUCUAUGA